Messenger RNA from Pecten maximus, 9507 nucleotides. RefSeq names its product RAB6A-GEF complex partner protein 1-like. Gene Ontology annotation, biological process: intracellular protein transport; retrograde transport, endosome to Golgi. Lineage: Eukaryota; Metazoa; Mollusca; Bivalvia; Pectinida; Pectinidae. The coding region runs from base 53 to 4267 and encodes 1404 amino acids. Gene Ontology annotation, molecular function: protein binding. The transcript has 33 exons. Gene Ontology annotation, cellular component: Ric1-Rgp1 guanyl-nucleotide exchange factor complex; Golgi membrane; cytosol. The record is from RefSeq and is a predicted model, not a curated record.
UACCUGAGAUGUCGUUGUGGCAGGGAUCAGGUGGAAUUAGCGUAGAUAAACGAUGUAUUUCCCGAUUGGAUGGCCUAAAUAUCUAAAAGAAACUCAGAGAGAUUCCCCACCACUUCAAUAUGUUAUUAGUAACUGUGAUCGGAUGCUAUUCGCUGUACUUUCGGAAGAUACACUGAGUAUUUGGUAUUGCAAGCCCACAGUACAGAUCGUUAACUACACCCAGUCACAGCGCGACCUCGCCUGUCUCGGAGGAUUCUGCCUGGCAGAAUGGAAGCCCGAUUCAUCAAUGAUUGCGGUCAUGACGACCAAGCAACAUGUGAUGUUUUUCAAAGUGGACCUGGAUAUUUCCGUCGCUAACCAUCACUGUCUUUAUGUACAACAGGAGGGCCGAGCUCACCCAUCCAAACAGGACUUGAAUGGAAUCCCUGACAGUGAUAGUGUUCCAGCCAUCAAGCUUACUGCUGUGUUCCAGCUCAAACUCUCCAGCCAAAUUACAUGGUGUUUAUGUGUGAGAGAGGAGCUUGUAGUCGCCACAGCUGAUGGAUGUCUAAACCGAGUCAAAUGGAACGGCACACUCAAUGCCAAGGCUCGUCUAGUCCUUCAGGAUAUUCCAGUGUCAUUGGACUUCCAAAAAACUAAAGCUGCCAGACUGACAGCAGAGGAUGGUCAUGUUGUCCACAUGGAGUAUAGCCCCAUCAUCGGCGGCUACAUCAUGGUUCUGUCCAGUGGGCGUGGCCUGUUUGUCAUGCCACCCUCCUCGCGUGUUGACAACAGUGUGGCUCAGGGUGUUUGGAUUCAGGACUUGAAGGAUGCCACCUGUCUAUGUGUGAAUCACCGGUACAGAUUGAUGGCCUUUGGUUGUUGCAGUGGUCACGGGCAUGUGUAUGUCAUCAAUGAAUUGGAGGGAACCCUAGAAUUGUCACACAAACUGACUGUGUCCAGCAGGGAUUAUCCAGAUGCAGCACAGACAGCAGGUGCAGUUCGCUGCCUCAAGUGGACACCAGAUGGUACUGCGAUGGCGAUGUGCUGGCGUAAUGGAGGGUUUUCCCUGUGGAGUGUGUUUGGUUCUUUGCUGGUGUGUUCUCUUGGCGGAGACUACUGUUUUCCAAAUGAUGGUGUUCGUCUGUUUCCCCCUCCUGUGCGGUCAUUGGAGUGGGGGUUGGAGGGCUACCAGUUGUGGAUGGUGUGUGAGACGGUGGAGACAGAAUUGGAGGGAUAUGUGGGUUACCAUGGACACCGAGAUAUGUCACACAUCAUGCAGCUCCAGUUUGUAAAAAGUGCUUUAACUGUAAACCCUUGUAUGGCCAACCACGAGCAUGUGUUCCUACAGGGAGAAGACAAGCUUUACAUGAACACCAGUGAUGUUUCCCAAAAAUCUACUAGUCGCACAGAAUCUCACUUACUUGUGGGCAACAAACACUGGCAGAUCAUACCAAUAUCUCAUAGUUACCUUGCUACCAAUUGGCCAAUCAGAUAUGCUGCAGUGGACAGGAGUGGUCAGUAUCUGGCAGUGGCCGGUAAGACUGGACUUGCCCACUAUAAUUUCCUCAACAGAAAAUGGAAGCUCUUUGGUAAUGAGACACAGGAGCGGGACUUGGUUGUUUCAGGAGGUAUGGCAUGGUGGAAAGACUUUAUUUGUGUGGCGUGUUACAAUAUUGUAGGACAAAGAGACGAGAUUAAGUGCUAUCCUCGUAGCUGUAAACUAGACAACACAUUCGCCAUUAGUACGAAGGUGCCUUCCCAGGUUCUCUUACUAAACACAUUCCGGGACAUUCUCAUAGUGUUCUGUAUAGACUCGCACAUCAUGUUGUACAACAUGGAGAGAAAAAAUACUCAGUCCAAUCCACUGUUGGACAUCGUUAAAGUACAGGAAGUAUCCUUGAACAACUACGUGCCACACCCGGUGUGUGUGACAGGGCUGGCCCUUACCUCACUAAAGACAGAGUACGGUACAAGAUCAAACCAUAAUAACAAAGAAGCGGAGAGCUUACUGCUGAGUGUAGCAGGAAAACUACUCAUGUUCCAGAGAGAUGUGUCAGGGCCACAAGUCAAGGAUCAAAAAUCAAAUCAAACCAAACAUAAACCUCCACAGUUUUGUCCGCCGUCAGUAGUUGCCACUAAUGUGGAGAACAUGUGGACGACUUCACGAGCAAAUCAGGGCAAAAUGCAGCUGAUGGAGGCUUUGUGGUUAGGGUGUGGAGCUCAGGGUAUGAAGGUGUGGCUGCCUCUCUACCCUCGGGAUGAGACUAAGACCUUAAAUUUCAUGUCCAAAAGAAUCAUGCUGCCAUUCAGGGUGGAUAUUUAUCCGUUAGCGGUGUUAUUUGAGGAUGCUGUGAUAUUAGGGGCAGCGGGAGAUGCUUUAACUUACCAGUACAGCUCCCCGAGUGAUGCCUCCCCGAUGAAACCUACACAUUACUUACCUUUUUGUAUUCUGGAGAGAACUAGUCAGAUAUAUUUACAUCAUAUUCUCCGACAGUUAUUAAGGAGGAACCUAGGAGUGAAUGCACUUGAUCUAGCCAGGAGUUGUACAGAGCUGUCCUAUUUUCCGCACGUGUUGGAGCUCCUACUACACGAAGUCCUCGAGGCAGAGGCUACGUCUAAGGAACCCAUUCCUGACCCAUUGCUGCCAAGAAUUGUUGCAUUUAUCCAGGAAUUUCCAGAAUUCCUACAAACAGUUGUCCAUUGUGCCAGGAAAACCGAGGUAGCCCUAUGGCCAUACCUGUUUUCAUCUGUGGGAAACCCCAAAGACCUAUUUCAGGAGUGUUUAAUUAAUGGAAAGUUAGAGACGGCAGCUUCAUACCUCAUCAUCCUUCAGAAUCUGGAGAAACCCAUCAUCAGCCGGCAGCAUGCCACAUUAUUACUAGACUCAUCAUUGGAUAAAGGGAAGUGGGAUUUAGCUCGGGACUUGGUUCGAUUUCUCAAAGCCAUAGAUCCUUCAGAUGUAGACUCGCCCACAAAUCUGUCCUUAUAUGGGCGUGCGGCUGGCUACUCAAGCCCCCCAAUAUCCCCGCCUGAUGCCGAUGGAUUCAGCUUUACCAAUGUUAGUAACGUCAGUAAUAUCAAUCGUGUGCGAAGCUCCAGCGUGACCUCUACAGACCUGGUUCAAAAUGUAAAGGUCAAGGAAAAGUUAAAACACACUGUGUCCGACAACCCAGCCCACGGGAGAAGAAUGUCACCAAAGCCUAAAGAUGAUUCCACCGCUGACCAAGUGUACAUUGAUGUGAUCCUAUGUCGCCACUGCCGACGUCUUGUCGAGACAAACAGGAUGCGAGACAUGGGCUACUUUGCUGCCAAUAUGGAAGACUUUCAACUGGUGUCCUGGCUCAAACGAGAAAGGUUACGAGCAGCUAAGGUUGAAGAUUUUGUGACGGCGUUAAGAGACCUACAUCAACAGUUCCAGUGGCCAUUUCCUAUACUAUCGUACUCUGCCUUCCAACAACUUAAAAACAAAACUUUUUCAACAUCAAGUCUGGCUUCAGUGUCACUACUGGAGGAGGAGAUAGGGAAUGAAGAACGGGAUGUAUCAGCAGGAGAGAAAAGAGAGAGAGAGGAAGGGGGGACGUACAAUCAGUACCUCGGGACUACCAGGCAAGGUCCUAAUGAACAGAACUUGUCUCACUCUCUGUCAGACGAUAUCUUCCUCCGACCUCAGAUAUCACACACUGAGGAAAGUAGCCUUGCCACUAUGGAAGUGUCAGAUAACAGUUCUCUGUUGGGGGAGUUCGAGUACCUGGCUGAUGUCAGUAGCUGUACAGAACCCCUGUCACCUGAGCUAGAGAUUCUCUCUCAAGAGAUGGCCAACAAGGGACCCAUGCAGUCAGAAUUGGAACUCAGGUACUUGCUCCAGAUAUCUCUAGAGGCUGGAUGCCUGGAGUGGGCUCUCAUCUUUUCUAUAUUACUGCGCGAUGCUCUUGCCGUUGUGAGGACAGUCAACACUGCCAGUAUGACUGACACACCAUUGGAGAUCAUAGCCCGUAUGAGGGAGGGACUGUCCUACCUGGAACUGUGGUCAGAUACUGAGUGUCUCGGGUACAAGCCAUUCCUGCAUGCCAUUCGAGGACAGAUUCAAGUAUUAAAUAAACUAGUGGAACAGACAGCACCUACACUACAGCUAAGUACAACCCCAAUAGAAAGUUCUCCACUAGACGAGGGACAGAUUUCACCUGUGUUACAAGCCAUGCGUACAAUGGACAUUGACAAUACUGUAGAGAAUGACACUGAGAGCAAAGUCAAGGAGGAGAAAAGUAGUGAUUGUGUUGUGUCCUGAUAUUCAACAUAGCUGCCAAAUAUUUCAUGCAUUAACCACUGAAUACAUGUUGCUAUGGAUACAGCUAGUGGACCAAGAUUUUCAUAACUGUCAAUUGUCAUCACUUGUUAUUGUUUUAUGUGUGAGAUCAAGGUCUCUACAUGGAUAAGCAGUGUUACCAGUAGUAUAAAUUUCUCAUUGUUGAUACCAGUAUCAAAAUGGCCUACUUUUGGUGAAAAAAUCAUAUUUUCUGUAUGUAUGUGUAUACAUCCCCCCUUACAAAAACAUAGAUAUGAUUAGAAUGAUCACGCUGGGAUUAGGAAAUAAAAAUCUAACAACAUUAAAAGUUAAGGUAGGUAGAGUCCCAGAACUCAAAUGUGUACCUCUGUAUAAGACAAGUUCCAAUCUUUUUGACUUGAAACUGCAUGCCCAAUGGCUAUGUUGGAAUUAUUUUUGAAGAGUUUGUCUUUUCAGUGUGAAUUUUUGGCACAAGUUUGAAAAAUAAUUUAUUCUGCAUUUUCAAAGAUUUUUGAAAAUAUGUUCCUUCCUUGACCCUCAUCAUAACUUAAGGGAGGUGGAAUAUUGAAAAUUAUUUGUAACUUAAUUGUUACAGACAAAUUAAUUAACUUCAAAUUAUUGGAGAGUAGUGUAUAUAAAUUUGUAAUGAUAUAACUUUCUUCUGACACAUUUUGAGUAUUCUAAACUAGGUUGUAAUGUAUAGGUAUGGGGAAAAUAAGCCAUUUUGAUCAAUAAUGUUUUCCUCAUAAAAUCACCAGUAUUGAGAUUACAAGCUUUGUACAUUGACAAUAGAUUUACUGGGGAAAUCAGAACUCCAAGAUAAAUAAGUAUCAUAUUUAACCUGACAAGUGCACUUGCAAAACAUAAGAGGGGUGAACUAAAUAAAAAGUCACAAGGAAAAAUUUCCAGAUGAAAUCAAGGUUGAAAACAGAUUUUACAGAUGCACUUGUUAGGUUGAAUAAAGUAAAUUUGUAAAUGUGAUGCUGUAAAAUAUCUUGCAUGAAUAAAUUAUGAUAAUUAAUCAACAAGUAUUUAGAUAAGCUGAAUCAUUUUCACCAUUAUUUUGAGUAUGACCUUUUAAUGAAGUCAAUGAAUUCUGGUACAAGAUGAAAUCAUGCUGAAGUAUUUUAUUUUUCCCAGCAAUUCAGAAUUUCUGUAUUUGUAUUUCUAAAUAUCUGUGAAAUAUAUUAUGUGCCAUUAAGAAAAACAUUGUAACGAAAAGGUGACACGCCCAUUAUAAUUGCUGUAUACAUGUGUUUUAUAUAUCGUUAAUGAUGUCGUUUUGGUCCUACCUGUAAAACAAUGAUUUAUAUACUCCACUUGCACAACCUGAGUUCAAACAUGUACAUAAGUGUUCAGGUGUACCUUUUUUAUGACAUUGUUUGAAACCUGUCAAUCGUUAUGAUGUUUCAUUUUAAUACUUAAUUGGUAGGUUUUUCCAGUUUGGAGGGGGGUGGAUAUGGAAAGGAGAGAAAAAACUCAAACAGGACAAUAAUCUGUCAUUGUUGUUGUUAUUGUUUUUGUUGUUGUUAUUUACCUUACGAUUGCGUGUCACAUCUUAUAAUGUUGUACAUGUAUUAAUCAAUAGAUUUCGCCAAGUAGCUAAAAGGAUAUAAAGUUGUCCUUGAAUUCAAGAAUACCAUAAAAAGAUAUUUCCUUGGUGUGAUCCUUGCUACCAAAGUCAAAAUGACGAGCUGGUAAAUUUUACCAAUGAUGUUAAAAGACAUUUGAGAGUUUUGUUGAAUGUUAUGCUUCCUGUUUGGAACAUACAAAUAAACAACUAUUAGUAGGUACUGUGGAUGUGUACAGAUAAACAACUACUAGUAGGUACUGUGGAUGUGUACAGAUAAACAACUACUAGUAGGUACUGUGGAUGUGUACAGAUAAACGACUACUAGUAGGUACUGUGGAUGUGUACAGAUAAACAACUACUAGUAGGUACUGUGGAUGUGUACAGAUAAACGACUACUAGUAGGUACUGUGGAUGUGUACAGAUAAACAACUACUAGUAGGUACUGUGGAUGUGUACAGAUAAACAACUAGGUACUGUGGAUGUGUACAGAUAAACAACUACUAGUAGGUACUGUGGAUGUGUACAGAUAAACGACUACUAGUAGGUACUGUGGAUGUGUACAGAUAAACAACUACUAGUAGGUACUGUGGAUGUGUACAGAUAAACAACUACUAGUAGGUACUGUGGAUGUGUACAGAUAAACAACUACUAGUAGGUACUGUGGAUGUGUACAGAUAAACAACUACUAGUAGGUACUGUGGAUGUGUACAGAUAAACGACUACUAGUAGGUAUUGUGGAUGUGUACAGAUAAACAACUACUAGUAGGUACUGUGGAUGUGUACAUAUAAACAACUACUAGUAGGUACUGUGGAUGUGUACAGAUAAACAACUACUAGUAGGUACUGUGGAUGUGUACAGAUAAACAACUACUAGUAGGUACUGUGGAUGUGUACAGAUAAACAACUACUAGUAGGUACUGUGGAUGUGUACAGAUAAACAACUACUAGUAGGUACUGUGGAUGUGUACAGAUAAACGACUACUAGUAGGUACUGUGGAUGUGUACAGAUAAACGACAACUAGUAGGUACUGUGGAUGUGUACAGAUUAACGACUACUAGUAGGUACUGUGGAUGUGUACAGAUAAACGACUACUAGUAGGUACUGUGGAUGUGUACAGAUAAACGACUACUAGUAGGUACUGUGGAUGUGUACAGAUAAACGACUACUAGUAGGUACUGAGGAUGUGUACAGAUAAACGACUACUAGUAGGUACUGUGGAUGUGUACAGAUUAACGACUACUAGUAGGUACUAUGGAUGUGUACAGAUAAACAACUACUAGUAGGUACUGUGGAUGUGUACAGAUAAACAACUACUAGUAGGUACUGUGGAUGUGUACAGAUAAACAACUAGGUACUGUGGAUGUGUACAGAUAAACAACUACUAGUAGGUACUGUGGAUGUGUACAGAUAAACAACUAGGUACUGUGGAUGUGUACAGAUAAACAACUAGGUACUGAGGAUGUGUACAGAUAAACGACUACUAGUAGGUACUGAGGAUGUGUACAGAUAAACGACUACUAGUAGGUACUGUGGAUUUGUACACUGUCAGAUAGAUUUUGGAUCACCAUCUUUAUUUUUUACUUUUUAUUUUCUCUCUUAUAUUUCAUAAUCUGAAUUUAAGGAGCUCAUUCUUCUAACUUUUAGAUCUAGAGUUUUGGAAUGUAGAGUUACCAAGAGGCCCAAUGUGCCUGUAUCACUUACCUGUUGUACAGCUUGUAAAGAGAAGACUACUGAACACUAAAUGAAUACCAUUUCUGUUCAGUAACUGGUGCUUGUCAUAUAUCCUAACCCUGGGAUUUUAAUGUAAGCAAAGUUGAAUCCCUGUCACAUUAAAAGGUCAUCAAGGUCAUUGAUUUGAACACAUUUUCAUUUGAGCAUACUAAUGAUAUCAUGAUUCUGGGCCUUUGAAUUAUCAAGAGGUGUCAUUCAAUAAGUAUUAACACAUUUGACCCCUGUAACACUGAACAAACUGGCCCAGUAGCAAGAACCUGGGCCUUUCAGUUAAUGAGAAGUUGUUUAAAGAUUUUAACAAAUAUGACCUCUGUGACCUCAAGGUCAUUCAUGUCAAGGUACUUGCUAGCCCUUAAUCAGUUUUCUAGCACUUACAAGCCUGUACAUUGGUGGACCAUGCAUAAAGAAGAUGUAUAGUACACAUACAAUAUGUUGAGAGUUUGUAUGAAUGUGUGUAAUGAUUGUAUGUGUUGACAACAAAAUUAUGUGUACACACGAGUGCGAGUUAUUUUGAGGAUGUUGUAUUUAUUCACAUAAGUAUUAUUUACCCAAAGCACCUUGUUCAUGUACACAUUUAAACAAGUAUUAGUUCUAUUGAAAUGUACCAAUUACAUGUUUACAAGAAUAGAAUGUCUUUAUCCUGUAACAAGCCUAAGGGGACUACCUAUACACUUUUACUCAAAUAAGAGAGUGAGCUUAUUACAGGACAAAGUUUGUUCAUUCUAGCCAACCAAUUAGUGACUAUAAAUGGUUUGUCACAGUUACAUAAUAGCCAGGGUCUAUUUGAGUUUGGAGAUCCUUGUAGUACCUAGUAGCUACCUCUAGUAGCGACCUCUAGUAGCUACCUCUACUGACAGACCUAUUUCGGGCCCCUGCAUCUUUUGCUCAAAGACCAUAAUGUAGUUUGAAAAAGAAUACAACAUACUUUCUUGUUGAAAAUGAAAUAUAUUUAUGAAAAAUAAAACAAUUAAAGGUCACAUUUUUCUCUAAGCAUUUAGUGUGAAUGAGUGAGUGUGACUGUAUUUGAAUGUAUAAAAAAUUUGUCACUUUGUAAGAACAGCAGUAAUCAACUAACGAGCUGAAAUUGUAUUAAUGUCUACUUACAAAUGUACGGGUAGGUAAAUUCAUAUAUAUCUAACACAAUUGAAGACUAUUGCUUGUAACGGUACGAUAACAGGACUUAAGUAUGGUUAAGUAAAGCUAGACUUUGACAGCCAUGUACCACCAGUCAGAUAUGUUUUGGUUGGGUUCUCCACAAAAUAUGUUUAUUACAUAAUAUGUAUCAUAUGCAUGUAUUAUUAUAUCUAUCUGUGAUUUGUAAACUUAUAAACUUAUAUUUAACUUUAUUGGAAUUGUGAUAUUUGUUUGAUUUCAUUGUCGGGCACUUUUUGUUUAAGCUUUGGCCUACAUGUACUACUAUAAAGUAUACAUUUGAACAUGUACCUGACUAUAGCCUAGCUACAAUACUGGUAUUAAGACUGGCAACACUUUUAUAAAAAAAACUUAAAUAAAUUCAUUUGUCAGUCUUGAGUAAAUAAUGAUACAAAAAAUAUAUUAACUUUACUUGUAUUGGAUGAUAUCUAUGCUUUGUCAGCAUUUUAACAGUCACUAGUAUUUACCCAAUCAUUAUUCUGUAAUCGUUCGUUGGCCAGAUGUUCAUUUCUGUAAUUGAUAUAUUUUUGUUGGACAGAUAUUAUGUGUACCCACUAAGUUGUUGAAGCUGCAUUUGUUGUCUACUUAGAGCAUUAUUUUUGUAUUAGUUACAUGUAUUUAGUUGUAGUCUGUAUGAGAGAGAAAUAGAUGUCAUAUUUAUCUUGUAACAAGCCCAGGGGACCAACCGUAACCUCUCCCAAAGUAUAGGGGAUGGGUUUAUCACAGGACAGUGAAUUAAAAAACGUUGGCUUUUUUACUGAACUACAAUAGACAUGUGUACACUAU